AAAAGAACUCUGGCUAUAGUAAGCAAGCUCGUUGCCAAGUGUGUCUCCUGCUCACGCCCCUCUAACCGACCUAUCCAAACAUGCCCCUCCUCGUUCAAACUACAUUUCCCAGAAUGCCACCGCUCUCUUCGUUUUCCUGCCUCAAUGUAGCUAACGUUAACCUCCUCGGGUCGUUGACAGCAGUAGUAAGGGCAUAAAUAAGACAGCAUGGACGAUGCCACUCACCUAAAGUCACUGCAGAGCUGAUGGUUAUGAGAAACCUGUCGUAACACCAGGAGACAUUUUUAGAAAGACACUUAAUAUUUCCACAGCGGUGUCGACGAGAUAACAUUAACGUUGUUUCAGUGAGCUAACAGCUAGCUCACGUUACUUAACCUGCUAACUUGGAAAAAGCAUCUGAAAAACCUACUAGAAACUCGAAACAACGGACGAAGUGAAGGAUAUACAUGUAUCAGACUUAUUUGUGAUGGUGUCUAAUGUUUAAGCUGUGAGAUUCUGGUGUUGCUAUCCCUGUCUGCAGGAGUUGAAUUCAUGAGCACGUUUAGUGACAGCAGUGCGUAGUCCUUCGGGGAUGGGGAGUGGAGUCCAGGAGCAACGGGCAUCACUCACACAGGGAGACGUGCUGCCGCUGGCUUCCCCUAGUCCGUCAGAAAAGAGCAAUGAGGACCUGCAGCAGACGCGCUCUGUCCUCAACUCGCUCUUCUCUGGAGCCUUAGCGGGCGCUUUGGCCAAGACAGCUGUCGCCCCACUGGACAGAACCAAAAUCAUCUUCCAAGUGUCUUCAGAUAGAUUCUCUGCUAAGGAGGCCUACCGGUUGAUCUACCGCACCUACCUGAAGCAUGGCUUCUUCAGUCUGUGGAGGGGGAACUCCGCCACCAUGGUGCGAGUCAUCCCAUACGCUGCCAUCCAGUUCUGUGCACACGAGCAGUACAAGAGGAUGCUGGGAGGCUACUACGGCUUUCAGGGGAAAGUUCUGCCUCCGAUCCCAAGGUUACUGGCCGGGUCGAUGGCUGGUUCCACGGCAGCCAUGCUGACUUACCCUCUGGACAUGGUGCGAGCCAGGAUGGCUGUAACGCCGAAAGAAAUGUACAGUAACAUCCUGCACGUGUUUGUUCGGAUAUCCCGAGAAGAGGGCCUGAAGACUUUGUACCGAGGCUUUGCUCCCACCAUGCUGGGAGUUAUUCCCUAUGCUGGACUUAGCUUCUUUACCUAUGAGACACUGAAGAAAGUACAUGCAGAGCGCACUGGGCGCCCACAUCCCUACUCGUAUGAGCGCCUGGCGUUUGGAGCCUGUGCAGGACUUAUUGGCCAGUCGGCCUCUUACCCUCUGGAUGUGGUACGGAGGCGCAUGCAGACUGCGGGCGUCACUGGCCACACGUACGGCACCAUCCUGGGCACCAUGAAGGACAUUGUAGUCGAAGAAGGGGUCAUCCGCGGACUCUACAAAGGUCUCAGUAUGAACUGGGUCAAAGGGCCCCUCUCGGUGGGGAUUAGCUUUACUACCUUUGACAUUACUCAGAUUCUCCUGAAGAAGCUGCAUGAGAUGGGCUAUACGGGUCGAUAAUAGCGAUACAGAGUGGGAAAUUGGGGAUAGGUGGACGACGUGUUCCCAGUUGAACCCUCUGAAGAGAAGGGAAGUUUAGGGUGACCAUCGUGUACACACACUGGCUCAGAAUGCGUUAUAUUAAUGUAUUCUCUCACGUUAUCGGUGUGCAGCAGGGGAUAUAAGCGUGUGGUCUGUGGGACGAUACACACUGUUGUGAUUUACAGCUAAGUGCAAUAUGCGCAAUGAUUUCCUGUAUGUUUGUGUGUACACAUAAACCAUAACGCUCCUGCCCUGGUGGACCUGUCAAUCUUAAAGUUAAGAGGUACACACACACACACACACACACACACACACACACACACACACACACACACGCACACACACUGGAGUCUCCCACCUGCCUUGUGUGUCUGCUAAAAACAGACACCUUUCAAUGCAUUUAUUUUUUAACUUUUCACGCUGCAUUUGAUAAGAGUAAAAUAAGCCCCCUUAAGAUUAGUUUGUUGUGCGUGUGUUUGUUUUAAGGAAUUAUACCAAAGGAAAGUAUAUAAGAUAGUUAUAGUACAUUAUAUGAGGUUAGUGGCGUAUUUUUAAGCACAAAAGUUUUCAGAGUAAAGAACAAAAAUCAUGCCUAGCACCGAGCACAGGAAAUGGCAUUGUUGCUGCCAUCACAUUGGUCAGUUUUAGUUUGGGUUGAAUUUAUUGAAAUCACUACGAGUCCAGUAUCUACAAGAGGAGCGCCCUAAAGAUUGACAUAAGACUAACCAGUGCCAACAGAUAUGAAGUAUAAAGAGUGCCCUUAUGAUUUUGUUUGUUUGCACUGUGAUCUAUAAUGGGGUUUUUAAAAUAUUGUGAUGUAAAUGUUUGUUGUUUGAAGUACUAAUACAGAUGUUUUGACAGAUUUAUGUACCAGUUUGGCAAAUAAGCUGAAGUAAACAUCCUACAGUUUCAUUUAACGCACGUCAAGCAGUUUAAUACAACAUAUACAGCUCAGUGGGAACACACUAAUGUAACCCCAGACUACAGCCCUGCAAUGAACGCUGCCUUCAUGAGGAUAACAAUGUGCUGUUGUUGACGCUAUAUGCGAAGUGUUGCUUUAAGUUCAGUAAGCUUCUAGCCGUGUUGUUUUGGAUAACGAUCCAUUGAGGUGUUUCUCAUAUACACACAGUCACAUAUAGAUAUACACGUGUUGUCUUUUCUGUGCUGUAGGGUUGACCGCUGCAGGGGUUUUUGUUUAAACAUGGCACAAGUUGUAGAGGUGUAGCAGUGUUCACUAAUGAACUAGCUGACUUGAAUUAUGCACAACCGCCCGGUGAAGAGAUCAUUUUAGUUUCUUGUAUGGGGAAUGAUUUGGUACAUGUUAGUGUUUUCUGUAUUGUCCUUUACCUCAGCGGAAAAGUGAAAUGGUCAUUCAUUUCCCCAUAUGAACUGGUGAAGAAAGUGGGACUAGCUGCGUAGUUUUCCGAAUGAAUGUUAGACAGUGUGAAUCGUAUGGACGGAAGAUCAUGGACGGAGUGGUUGAAGAGUGGCAAUAGUUUCUAUCCUUAGACCGCAUACCGAGAGCUGAGACAGCAGCUGAGUGCAGGAAAGAGUCGUCGUAGUCCGAAUGAACAGGAAGCUUCUCUGGGAAACUGGUGUGAGGAUAUCCAACUACUUUGAAUGACUAAGAUACUCAAAUAACAAUAUUUUAAUAUUGUUUUACCUCUAGAACUUCACUAAUUACGUUUCAAUAGCCAAUGUUUUGUGUUUUAUUUAAAAUAUUGAUUGAUUAUCAAUAGGAAUGUAUUAUUGUUAACUAAUCAGCUGAUUCUAGGUUUUAGGACUUGUUAUCAUUUACAUAGUUUUUAGGGAAAUGCUAAACAUGACCUCUCCUCGGUUGUCUCUUAAAGGAAUACAAAUACUUUAACAAACUAUUAAAGUUAAACAAAAACCUCCUGGUCACCUGAUCGCGGUGAUACAUUUGUUUUAGUGGUACUGGUUUUAAUAUCAGAUAGUGAUCUUGCUUUCUUAAUGGGAUAUAAGUGUUGCGGGCAUUUUGAUCAAUGACAACUUGAAACGUAUUCUGACUGAAGUGCUGAACAAUGCUGCAAAGUAGAGACUGAAGCUGAAUGAAGGGUAGUUACUCAUAAGUGCCUAGCAAGGGAUAGUAAUGUUUUACUAUGACUGCGCUACUUCUACUAACCUUUUUGAAGGUUGCUUCCAUUUUCUGUCCUUUGCUUCAGUCUUCAGUAAUAAAUAUUUUAGAAGCAGCAGAUGAUUUGAAGUUUGGGGCUCGACCUCUGUUACUGAAUGUAUUACUUCAGGUCAGUUUUUGUACGUGAUUUUGUAAAACAUUUAAACUGCCUUGCCGUGUUUUGCUGUUUUACGUGAGAUGCAUGAUCCUGGCUCCCUAACAGAUCAAUCCAUUCCAAACAGUGUUGACCUAAUUCAUAUGGAGCUAAAUCUGGGCCAAAAGAUUUCAUUAUUCUGAAAAAUAAAAUGUAUUUGAUAGUUCAGGUUUUGAUCCUGAACUUUGAAAAAUACAAUGAUGUAUUCAAACAAAGAAUACAUACAAUUCCACUUAUGAUUCCAAGCCCCUCUCAGGUUAGCCCCACCCCCCACACAUCAGUGCCAAAAGUCUGAAAGCAAAAAAAACAUGAGAAAGAAAAUCUGUUAUAAUUUCUGCAUCUGAAAAAAGAAUUGAAUUCUCAAAAUAUAAAUAAAUGUGAAAAUAAAUACCAAAAAUAACAUGACUACUUUUUGUUUGAAUACAUCAUUGUAUUUCUCUUACACAUUUUAUUUUUUGAAUGAAACUUUUGUCCCAGAUUUAGCUCCAUAAAUGUAUAGGUUAUUCGUAACCUGAUAUGAAUUGAAAGAUUGUUCUAAUGUUAUCAUCUCCCUGUUGAUCAAAGCAGGUAGGUGAUGAAAAACAUUGCAAUAGGAAAGGUUCACGAGAAGCUUGGUAAAACCCCAGACAAUCACGAAAAGCCAAAAAAUUCAUUUUCAAACAAAAGGUAAUUCCGUUUUUGUUGCAGACCUGACAGUGGCCUAAUGAGAAUUUUGAAACACUACUACAUCAAGAGCUGAUCAAAUGUGACUCUUUGUUUCAACCCAUUUGUAAUACUAGACGUGCAGACAUACGAUUGUACUGUUUUUGCAUGUUGCAAAAAGAUCACCUUUUUUUCCGUGCAGCAAUAAUACGACGGCUGUUUUGUAAAUCCUAGUGGUUUGUGCCAACUGAAUGUAAAAGUAGCUACUAAUACCCGUCCCUAUUGAGUCUCUAGUGAUGAUGGUGUAUCUGUAGGAACAUUUUGAAAUAUCCAAUUCUGAAAUAAAACUGGAUGUUAACAACA
Molecule: messenger RNA, 4878 nt
Organism: Eleginops maclovinus (Patagonian blennie)
Lineage: Eukaryota; Metazoa; Chordata; Actinopteri; Perciformes; Eleginopidae
Gene: slc25a42
Product: solute carrier family 25 member 42
Exons: 8
Coding region: 572-1564 (330 amino acids)
Biological process (GO): transmembrane transport
Cellular component (GO): mitochondrial inner membrane
Source: RefSeq, a predicted model, not a curated record